This is a messenger RNA of Trichobilharzia regenti, 483 nucleotides long. NCBI's taxonomy places the organism in Eukaryota, Metazoa, Platyhelminthes, Trematoda, Strigeidida, Schistosomatidae. The record is from the annotation of a GenBank genome assembly.
AUGCGCCCGGUUGUUCUAAGUGUCUUGAUAUUAACUUUGGUCACUCUGACAAGGACUGAACCAGGAGAAAGCUGUGAAGACCACUUCAGAACAGUAUUCGGCUUCGUUUGCCACAAAGAUGUCCAAAAUUCGCUUCGACAAUUUGCAUGUCAUAUUAACAGAAACUUGAGGUAUAACGGACCAUACAGCUUGAGACCUCAGUCUAACUCCAGCUGUCAGGAUUGUAUGAGUUAUCAAGAAUGGACGAGAAAAAUACUCCAAACUAGAGAAUUCGAAGAUGUUUUCCUUCUCCUAACGAGGAGUGUAUGUCAAUCGUCUGGUCGGAUGUCUCGAAAAUGUGAAUCGAUAUUCAGCUUGCUGUUAGACAUGAUGAACAACGUGCUGAAGACGUAUGACGCCAAGGAGUUGUGCGAAAAACUCGGCUCAUGUACUGACGGGCUAAUGAGUAAAGGAAGAAAAUCCUGUAGACGGUUAUGGAUAUGA